This is a messenger RNA of Stegodyphus dumicola, 428 nucleotides long. RefSeq lists its product as uncharacterized. The record is from RefSeq and is a predicted model, not a curated record. Gene Ontology annotation, molecular function: chitin binding. Lineage: Eukaryota; Metazoa; Arthropoda; Arachnida; Araneae; Eresidae. Gene Ontology annotation, cellular component: extracellular region.
CCUCAACAAGAAGAGUAAAGUACCUUUCAGUACCUUUCGUUUUCAGUUUCUUCACUACAGCAUUUUCCCUUUUUGGAUAAAAGGCAUAAUCAUGAAAGUCCUUAUUUUAAGUGUUAUGAUCCUGGCUGUAACAUAUGCAGUUGCAAAGAGGGCAAAACGUGAGGCAUAUGCCCUCCCUGAUGGUGCUGACCUUUUAGUAGGUCCCGUAAAAACAACAUUUUCUUGCUUCAACGACGGUUACUACGCCGACGUAGACAAUAACUGCCAAAUUUUCCACGUCUGCCAUUCUAUUGAGACAGAGGACGGUUCUAGGGAGACUCAACAAUGGUCUUUCCUCUGCGGAAAUCAAACUGUCUUCAACCAGCUCACAUUAUCUUGCGCCGAUCCUGACGAUGUUGUACCCUGUGCACAAGCUCCUGAAUUCUUCG